This is a messenger RNA of Echinops telfairi (small Madagascar hedgehog), 5398 nucleotides long. RefSeq names its product interleukin 7 receptor (gene IL7R). The transcript has 8 exons. Gene Ontology annotation, cellular component: external side of plasma membrane. Gene Ontology annotation, biological process: positive regulation of receptor signaling pathway via JAK-STAT; hemopoiesis; cytokine-mediated signaling pathway. The record is from RefSeq and is a predicted model, not a curated record. Gene Ontology annotation, molecular function: cytokine receptor activity; protein binding. Lineage: Eukaryota; Metazoa; Chordata; Mammalia; Afrosoricida; Tenrecidae. Bases 1 to 1368 code for a protein of 455 amino acids.
AUGACAAUUCUAGGUACCGCGGUGGGGAUGGCUUUCUAUUUCCUUCAUGCUGUAUCUGGAGAAAGUGGCUAUGCACAGAACGGAGACUUGGAGGAUGCUGAACCAGAUGACUACUCAUUCUCGUGCUAUAGUCAGUUGGAAGUGAAUGGGUCCCAUUAUCACUCGUUGACCUGUGCCUUUGAUGACCCAGAUGUCAACAGCACCAACCUGGAACUAACAAUAUGUGGUGCCCUCCUGAAUGCAAAAUGCCUGAAUUUGAACAAACUACAAAACACGUAUUUCAUCAAGACAAUGGCCUUUUUACUGAUUGGAGAAAGCACAAUAUGUGUAAAGCUUGGACAGAAAAGCAUAACUUGCAAAAAAAUGAAAAUAGUCAAGAUAGUUAAGCCAGAGGCUCCUUUUGACUUAAGAGUCACCUACCGUGAAGAAGCCAAUGAUUUUAUAGUGACUUUUAACACAUCGCACUCACAAAAGAGCUAUGCCAAAACGUUACUGCAUGAGGUAGUCUACCGCCAGGAAAAAACUGGAAACGACUGGAGGCAUGUGAAUUUAUCCAGUACAAUGCUGCCACUCCUGCAGAGAAAGCUACAACGGGACACAAUGUAUGAAGUGAAAGCCCGAUCUAUCCCCGACGGGGGCUACUUUGAAGGCUUUUGGAGCGCGUGGAGUCCCAGUUCUCACUUCAGAACUCCAGACACCAGUGGCACAAGGGAGUUGGAUCCUGUUUUGCUCACGAUUAGGCUUCUGAGUUCCUUCACCAUGUCCCUGUUUGUCAUCGUGACCUGUGUAAUGUGGAGGAAAAGAAUUAAGUCUGUUUUAUGGCCCAAACUCCCUGAUCAUAAGAAGACUCUGGAACAACUGUGUAAGAAACCAAAAAAGCAUUUAAAUGUGAGUUUCAAUCCUGAGUGUUUCCUGGACUGUCAGAUUCAUAAGGUGGAUGGCAUUCUAGCCAGAGAUGAAGCGGAAGGCUUUCUGCAGAGUGAUUUUCCUCCACCACUUGCGGAGACUGAGAAGCAGAAGCUUACAGGAGGAAUGCAAGGCCCCAGCUGGCCCUUGGAUCGCACAGUCCUUGUCCCAGAAACUUCCAGGGAAGAUUCACCCUUCAGAUGCCUGCCUGGGAACUUCAACACUUGUAACCUCCCUGAGCUCCCUUCCACCCGAUCCCCCAACUUCCGGAAUGGUGGCAAGAAUGGGCCCUGUGUGUACCAGGAUCUGUUGCUGAGCCCUGGAACUACCAACAGUGCCCUGCCUCCUCUGUUCCCUCUCAUGUUGAACCCAGGUCCCCAGGGACAGCACCUGCUCACUUCUCUGAGAUCAAGUCAAGAAGAAGCAUAUGUUACCAUGUCCAGCUUCUAUCAAAAUCAGUGAAUUGUAAGAAAUCCAAGACCGGAAGCAUGGUGACCAACAAAGAUGGGUGAGAGAGAGGCCGUCAAAAGGAGUCAGUGAUUGCCUUCUGCAUGUAUCUCGUGGUCCUCUUUUCACGUUACUUCCUCUGCCAUCUCGUUGUCAUGUAUUCGUAAUCAUCAUGCCGACAUAUUCUCUUACAAACUGUUAAGAAGCUAUCACUUUGGGGGAUGUAUUUACAGAGGCAAAUGAAGCAAGUCAGAGUCAGGAGACCUACAUGGAGAUGCCUGCUUCUGAGACACGAACUCUGGAGGCAAUAAUGUAUCUUAACUUCUUAUCCUUCUAGAUUGUCAACCCCAACAAGAAUGCUGCCAAAAUGAUUUGACAAAAUACCAGCUCCGUACCCUUCAAGAGUGUCAGAUUCACCAAAGAUAAGGAAAGACAGAAAAGCGAUUAGAGGCCUCAGGAGACUCAGAGACACGAUGAUUCCAUACAGUGGGCGAUGCUAGGUAGGAUCUAAGAAUCUGAUGACAUUUGAAGGUGUCAUCAGUUUAAUUGAUAGGGUUGUAUCUGUGUUAUUUUCUUGGGCUUAAUUACUACACUAUGGGUUAUAUUUUAGGGUCGGGGUAUAUGGGUACCUUUUGAGAAAUUUUUUUCCAAAUCUAAAAUUAGUUUAAAAUAAAAGGAGAAGAAGUGGCUGCGAAAGGCUGUCAAGAUCUCCUUGUCUCGCCGGCAGCUCAAAGAUUCUAAAACAUGACUGUGGCCAGUCCUUGGCUCAGGAGCACCCCCACAUGAGACAAGGGCAUCCUGCCUUUUCGGUGUCGAUGUGGUCUCAAAAUUUCAGACCACCCAAAUGAUGUGAUCAUGUUACGUAUGAAGGAAAAAAUAAACCCUGAAAAUAAUGAGAGAGACAGUAGAGGAAAGCAGAAAGGGGAAAGAAGACAAAGAGUGAGAAAGAGAAGAAAGAAGGAAGGGAGGAUAAGAGUCAUAGGUACCACCUCUGAGGCCUGCUCUCCACCGAGUGCCCCAGAGUGCCACACGGAUCGCACUAGACAUCUUGUCUCACCUCAGUCUCAGAACAAGUCUGGGAGGUGGGUGCCAUUGUUGUUCUUUGUCCUCAUUCAAAAGAAUGAAGUCGCUUGUCCAAGGUGCCCACUCAGCAGGGAGGGAAGCCAAGCUCUGAGGUCUGAGAGCCUGAUUGCGGUGUCGUCUGAGUCCUGCGCUUGACUAGGAACGUCCCAUUCUUGGCAACCCCUUCUCAUCAAAGGAUAACUCAAUGGUGAACUGUCCAACUCAAAGCACUUUUGAAAGUGAAAAGAGAAGCUAUAGAUAACCUCUCCAGGACAACAGAACCAGGGUUGUUCCAGACAUAGGGCUACCCAAGCAACUGAGCAAAGGGAAAAAAUAAUAGUAAUACUAGAAGUGCUUUCAUGGUGUGCGAAGUGCCAUGACCAGCCUAUGUCGAUAGAAGAUGAAGAAGUCGGGGAACAACUACAAAGCCCAUUCGUUUUGUUUUUCAGAAACAACGCUCCUUCAGCGUUAGAAACCCAGACUGUCCAUUGCUCUUUAUCAAGCCCUGAAAACUCUGGCUACUUGCCUCCAUCCCCCAAAUCUGCAUCUAUUGGCCUCAGAGGAACCUGUUGCUGAUGUUGGACACCUGACUCAGGGAAUGACCCUCUCUUUAUGUGCACGGACUUCUCCAAUCCAGAUUCAUUCACAAAUACUUCCAACUUCUUCAACCUUAGACAGUCCACAAAUUUCGCAGAGGACUUGCAGGCAUGCAGCGAGUGAGCAGACUGUGGCUGUAUUUUUGAAGAUUGAUGGCAUUAACAUUGGUCAUUUGUCCCUUUGCCUAGCAACUAUCUGCAAUCACUGGAACCCUGGGUUGCAUAUUGGAUUGCUAAUUGUGAGGUUGGCAGUUUGAGACCUCUAGCUGCUUCUUGAGGAAAGAUGAGGCUCUCUACUCCUGUAAAUAUUUAUAUUACCAGUAACCCACAGGAACAGUUCUACUCUGUCCACUAUGGUCCCCAUGGCCAACAAGCAGCAGUGAGUUUAUUUUUUUUGAAUCAAGGCACUUCACAACAAUAAUCUUCUAUCAAGGGAGUUCCUGUGGGUGCAGACAGCAACCUCAGCUGCUAAUCAAAAGGUUGGAGGUUCAAGUCCACCCAGAGACACCUCAGAGGAAAAGUCUGCUUAUUUUCUUCAGAAAAAUCAACUGCUGAAAUCCUAUAAGGUGCAGUUCUAUUGUGACACACAUGGGGUCCCCAUGAAUCAGUAUCUACUCAAUAGGGAAUACUGUUUUUCUUUCUUUUUUAUUUUUUUAAUCUCCAACCAUAUCAAGGUAAUUGAGCAAUUUCAGAUCAGGUAGUACAGCUAAUCCCUCUCCCACCGCUGCCCCUCCCCCAGGGGCCACAUGAACCAGACAUGGCAGAGUGUAGUAUGGAAAGAUGUAUAUAGGCCUAGGCCCUAGGGUGUUGUUAGAUGCUUGGUGUUGUUUAAUUUUUUAAAAAUUUUUCUUUGUUCUGUUUUUAGGGCUUGGAGCCAUUAUUUUUAUUGGUUUGGUUUGGUUUGAUGGUGUCUUUGAAGGGAGUUUUAAAUGGUGGAUUGAUGGGCUUUCCAUGUUGACUUAGAUGCCUAGUAAUAAUUAGACCAUCUUGUUCUUUGGUAAGCUCUGGUAACACAAUGAUUAAGCAUCCAUCUACAAGCCAAGAGGUGGAAGGUUUCAAUCCGCCCACUAACUCUUUGAGAGAAAGCAUGAACAAUCUGUUUCAUAAAGAUUACACCCUAGAAAACUCCAUGGGCCACUUGCACUCUGAAUGUCAGAGAACUUCCUUAACAAGCAUUUAUAGAAAGCCUGCGAUAUGCCAACCAUAGUGUUAGGCACAGGAAAUCUAAAUGCAAAUACAAUUGGGACCCUGAAAGUAGAAAAUUUAGCAAAUGGGACAGAUGUGCAGAAAAAUUAUUCCACUAAUAUGGAAUGCUAUAAUGAAAGUGUGUUUUAAAUGUGUUGCUGGAGGACGGCUGGGUAUUUGCACAGAGGAGAAGUAGAGUCAGCCUGGUGUGACCAGGUGGCAUGUGUUCUACAGGUAGGAAUGGGAAGCAAGUCUCAAAGAGGAAGGUGCAUAAACCCAUGACCAAACUGGGUUAGUUUAUUUUAUCUUCACAUAAAGCUGAAGUGUUUUUUAUUUUGAUUCAUGAGAAAAUUGGGGCACAGAGAAAGCAGGUAACUUACUCAACCACACCUGGACACCAUAGGUUUUUAUGCCUGGCAUAAGUAGACAAUCUCUAGAGGAAAUGAGAACAUAAGUCUAGAGGAGCUAUAAAAUCCUGUUUUGGUGGUUUUUAAACCAAGAUUAGCACUUGCAUUUAGUGUGUGAGUGUCUGUCAUACAUUUAAAAUCCAUGUAUUAUAUUCUUAUCAUAAUAAUUGCUGCUAUUGCUUGAUUAUAUACCAGGAACAAUGGAUCACAAAAGAUUACUAAUUGGUUCUCGCCAAUCCCCCUUUAGGUUUUAUUAAGGCAAACUCUUGGUCAGAGUUGAUGUAUAAGUCUGUGAUAUGAACUGCCAAUCCUUUACAUGAAUUAAAUGAAGACUCUUGAACUGGUUAAUUACACAACUAGGUUUGGAUCUAGGAGGCUUGAAACUUAUUCGGGUUGGUUUUCCACCAAAUUCUGCCUAUCUCUCCCAUCUGGUUUCCUGAGGAAUCUGCAGCCAGAAAACUGAGUAUGGGCUUGUUUUUGAUGUGCAUACUUUUAUUUUCUUGGUUGUUCUAGAGGAUUUCAAGACUUAUACCUUGCCAAGAAGGUAGAGUGUGGGAUGGGGCUCCUGGAAAUGGUGUGGUUCUGAUGGCAUUGCUACCAACUCAGUGUUUUGUUUUGGGGAGGGUUGGAGGCGGAACGUAGUCUUAAAACUAUCCAUCAUUCACUACAGUAAAAGUCUCUGAUUUGACUGUAUACAUUCCACGUGCAUUACAAACAUUUUUGCCGAGCUGCUAAGUGUGUGAGUAUCCAAUGUGUGUGUUAUCGUCACAUUUAAUUAAAUGGCAUAGAACCCUU